Exserohilum turcica Et28A is the source of this 2739-nucleotide messenger RNA. RefSeq names its product glycoside hydrolase family 31 protein. Lineage: Eukaryota; Fungi; Ascomycota; Dothideomycetes; Pleosporales; Pleosporaceae. The transcript is spliced from 2 exons. Gene Ontology annotation, biological process: carbohydrate metabolic process. Gene Ontology annotation, molecular function: hydrolase activity, hydrolyzing O-glycosyl compounds; carbohydrate binding. Bases 1 to 2739 code for a protein of 912 amino acids. The record is from RefSeq and is a predicted model, not a curated record.
AUGUUGAGACACUUGCUGCUCGGGCUCACCGCCUGCUCGAGCCUAACCAUUGCGGCGCCUCUAUUGCACGAAGCCACUGAUCUCUCCACUACCCUCACUCGCCGCGCCACGGUUGAUAGCUGUCCUGGCUAUACCGCCUCUAAUGUUGUUAAGAGCGAUUCUGGUUUGACUGCCGACCUCACACUCUCCGGCGACGCCUGCAAUGCGUACAGCGACGACAUUAAGGACUUGAAAUUGCUUGUCGAGUACCAGACCAACGAUCGCCUGCACGUCAAAAUUUAUGAUGCCGACCUCCAGGUUUACCAGGUUCAAGAAGAAGUCUUCCCCCGGCCAAAGAAUGAGGAGGCAUCAGCGGGCAAUGCCGCCCUGCAAUUCGAUAUCCAGCAAAACCAGUUUUCGUUUACAGUCAAGCGCAGGGAAAACGGCGAGGUUCUCUUCGAUACUGCAACUGUCCCCCUGGUGUUCGAAAAGCAGUAUGUGCGCCUCCGGACGAAGCUUCCCGACAACCCCAACAUCUACGGAUUGGGCGAGCACAGUGACUCGUUCCGCUUCCAUACCCAGGACUACGAACGCGUGCUCUUGAACACCGAGUCGAUUAAUAUCCCAAACAACGCCAACCUGUACGGUUCCCACCCAGUCUACUUUGACCACCGCGGUGCCAAGGGUACGCAUGGUGUUUUCAUGCUCAACUCUAGCCCGAUGCAAGUGAAUCUUGUAAAGCCGUCCAACAGUUCCCAGUAUCUCGAGUAUAACCUCAUUGGUGGAGUCAUUGAUCUGUACUUCAUGGCUGGCAGCAAGCCGGCCGAUGUCUCUACACAGUAUGCUGAUAUCGCCGGUUACUCUGCCAUGUACCCAUACUGGACCUUUGGUUUCCACCAGUGCAAGUACGGCUACUUUGACGUCAACAUGGUUGCUGAAGUUGUCGCCAACUACUCGACUGCUGGCAUCCCGCUCGAAGUCAUGUGGACGGAUAUCGAUUACAUGAAUCUCCGCGAGGAUUUUACGACCGACCCAGAGCGCUUCCCACUCUCAAAGAUGCGUGAGCUGGUAUCAACCCUUCACUCUCGCGAUCAGCGUUACGUCUUGAUUCUGGACCCUGGUGUUCAUGCGGUCGGCAAUUAUACGCCCUACGAAAAAGGACACGAAAUGGAAGUCUUUCUCAAGGGUGCUGAUGGCUCUGACAUUCUUGGAGUCCAGUGGCCUGGAGCGGUUGCAUGGCCUGAUUGGUUCGCGCCCAACACUGGCAAGUGGUGGACAGAUGAGAUCCAGCAGCAGUUCAAUGCCGACACUGGCAUUGACCUCGAUGGACUUUGGGUCGACAUGAACGAGGCCUCCAACUUUUGCCAGGACCCUCAGACUUGUAACGCACGCCAAAAGGCCAUUGAUGAUGGCAUCCCGCCCAAGCCCGCACACCCACCGCGCCCAAACACUGGGCGUCCUAUUCCCGGCUUCCCUGCAGACUUCCAGCCUUCAUCUGGCAGUGGCUCAGCCAAGGCACGUGACGUAAAGUCUGUUUCUGCCCGCCAGUCCUCUGGCGGCAACAUGAAGGGUUUGCCCGAUCGCAACUGGUUUAAACCCGCCUACCACGUCAACAGCCAUCUUGGCGACGUCUCGCAACAAACCAUUCCCAUGAACACAACAAACUACGAUGGCUCCUGGCAGUACGACACGCACAACCUGUACGGCAGCAUGAUGGCCUCUGCGACCCGCGACUCGAUGCUGGCCCGUCGCCCCAAGCUCCGCCCGUUUGUGCUCACCCGCUCCACCUUUGCAGGAAUCGGUCGCAAGGCUGCACAUUGGUUCGGCGACAAUUCGUCCAUCUGGGAACACUACCGGACGUCGAUUCGACAGAUGCUUUCCUUUGUGUCCAUGCACCAGAUGCCCAUGGUCGGGUCCGAUGUGUGUGGCUUCAACGGCAACGCCGACAAGUACAUGUGCGCGCGCUGGGCCGUUCUAGGCGCCUUCCAGCCCUUCUACCGCAACCACGCCGAAAUCAGCACCAUCCAGCAGGAAUUCUACCAGUGGCCCAUUGUUGCCGAGGCAGCUAAAAAGGCCAUUGAAGUCCGCUACAAGCUGCUCGACUACAUCUACACGGCGCUGCACUACCAGACGCAAAAGGGCACGCCCAUGAUCAACCCGCUCUUCUUCCUCUACCCAGAAGAUGAGAAGACAUUUGGCAUCCAGGAGCAAUGGUUCUACGGCGACGCGCUCCUCGUCUCGCCUGUCGUUGUAGACUACUCGGACACAGUCACCUUCUACAUGCCCAACGACGUCUUCUACGACUACUGGACGUACGCGCGCGUCGACGGCCAGGGCCAAAACGUCACUGUCAGUAACCUGACGUACAGCGAGAUCCCCGUGCAUAUCCGUGGUGGCACAAUCAUCCCGCACCGCGUCAACAGCGCAAACACGACAAAGGCGCUGCGCAACGAGGACUUUUUCCUGCUCGUCGCCCCUGACGCCGACGGCAAGGCUACUGGCCGCUUGUACCUCGACGACGGCGAGAGCCUCGACCAGCCCAAAACUAGCGAAAUCGCCUUUUCAUACGAGGGAGGCAAGUUCAGCGCUACGGGCUCCUUUGGAUACGCCGCCUCGGGCAGCGAGAGCAUCACCGUGGCAAAUGUUGUGGUGCUGGGCCAAACCAAGGCUGGUGCCACUGGCUCGUUUGACUCGGACAAGCAGACAGUCGAUGUCAAGGGCCCGUGGAAACUCGACGGCGAAUUUGCAUUUUCACUGUGA